Molecule: messenger RNA, 599 nt
Organism: Meloidogyne enterolobii
Lineage: Eukaryota; Metazoa; Nematoda; Chromadorea; Rhabditida; Meloidogynidae
Source: the annotation of a GenBank genome assembly
AUGUUUUUAAGCUUCAAACAAUUGGCACCAAUCCGUUUUGCUUUGUAUUCGUUAGUUCAAUUAUUAGGAGCUUUCUUUGGGGCAGCAAUUGCUUAUUUGGUUUAUUGUGACGCCAUCAAUAAAUUCGACGGAGGUACCAGACAAGUAUACGGAACCAAGGCAACUGCCCACAUAUUCGCCUCGUAUUCCUCCCCCCAUUUGGGGGUGUUUAAUGGAUUUAUUGACCAAGUUGUUGCCACAGCUGUUUUUUGUCUUUUAAUUGCCCACAUUACGGACAAACGAAAUCACUACCCAACUUGGGUUCAACCUUUUUUGGUUGGGACAUCUUUUGUUUUGGUUGGGACGUCUUUUGCUUACAAUGCUGGUUAUCCGUGCAACCCAGCACGUGAUUUUGGACCUCGCUUAUUUACUUUAAUUGUUGGAUAUGGGUGGGAAGUGUUUUCUCCGCAAAAAAUUUUUGUCCGCAAAAACCCCGAAAAAGUCUGUUUGCAAUAAAUGCCCCCAAAAAUGAGUUAAAAUGAGGCUUAACUGUAUUAUUUUUAAUUUACGAUUCUUUAAAAUAAUUUUCAUUUUUUUCCAAGUAGAUAAAUUAUGCUUAU